AUGAAAACAAAAAGGAAAAGGAGGAUUUGGCUGGGAACGUUUGGGACUGCGGAGGAAGCAGCAAGAGCCUACGACGAGGCCGCCGUUUUAAUGAGCGGCCGCAACGCCAAGACCAACUUCCCUCUCAGCAACAACAUCACAGGAGACACAUCUGAGAGCAAAACCGACGUUUCAGCCUCUGCAUCUACAUCACUCUCUUCCAGCCUCAGCGCCAAACUGAGGAAAUGCUGCAAGUCUCCUUCGCCAUCCCUCACCUGCCUCCGUCUUGACACGGCCAGCUCCCACAUCGGCGUCUGGCAGAAACGUGCCGGUUCCAAGUCUGAUUCCAGUUGGGUCAUGACGGUGGAGCUUGGCCCCGCCGGCCCCUCACAGGAGCCUACUUUAAAAGCUUCACUUGAUGAUGUUGGUCCGGUCACUGAGGUUGGCGGCGGCAGAGAAGAAGAAGGUGUAAUGGACGAGGAAGAGAAGGUUGCUUUGCAAAUGAUAGAGGAGCUUCUCAAUACAAACUAA
This is a messenger RNA of Eruca vesicaria subsp. sativa (arugula), 510 nucleotides long. The record is from the annotation of a GenBank genome assembly. NCBI's taxonomy places the organism in Eukaryota, Viridiplantae, Streptophyta, Magnoliopsida, Brassicales, Brassicaceae.